Messenger RNA from Drepanopeziza brunnea f. sp. 'multigermtubi' MB_m1, 2550 nucleotides. Lineage: Eukaryota; Fungi; Ascomycota; Leotiomycetes; Helotiales; Drepanopezizaceae. The record is from RefSeq and is a predicted model, not a curated record.
AUGCCUUCGGUCGACGAUUCCAGACCUGGCCCCGAGCACAGAAAGUUUUCUAUCAACUCUAAAGAUUUAUCAUUAUCAAAGUCACCCGAAGACGGAACAUUGACUCCCAACGAUAGCACAGAAGAUCCAGAUCCGAGACUGGUGGCUUUGUCUCAGCUUCUUCCUGAUGGCUCGAUCUACCGGACCCCAGAGAGUAUUCAAGACGAAGUGACCUCACGAUCUUCACACGUCCUCCGAGUCUACUCACAGCUUCAAGGACUCAUGGGUGCUUUCCAGAAUAUUAGCGAGGGUUGGAUGAAGAAGAGAGUUGCCCAGAGGAAGGAUCUCAUGAAGUCUGCAUGGCCUGAUAUCCCUCAAAGCCACCGUCCCGAUCAUGAGUUACUCAUCAGUAGAAACCCUUCUAUGGGCCCAAUGACAGACAGCAAGGAGAUAGCUGCAUCCAACUCGCUUAAUUGUUUCAAGCGAUCGAUGUGCUGGGACUGGGUAAUAUGUCUAAGAGAUCCUCCGGAGUACGGGAAACUCAUAUCGACCGCAGAGGACUCAUAUGCCUUAGCUCGCGUCAUCUCGAGGAUUGACUUCUACACAUGGGAGGGGUUACAGGUCCUAGAAAUACAGGAAAAGAUUCUCGAAUUCUUGCUGGACUGCUGUGGACGGAUACUCAAAGAUCACCGAGUCGCCGAGCUAGCCUCAGAAUGGACCACUUUGGACGAUCUGAAUAGAGAGGCUCCAUAUUGCCCUCCCAAGCCAACAACAUCCGAUCUUGGCAAGCUCCAUUCACUCAUGGCUGCAGAACUGUCAAGAAUUGCCGGUAUUUUCCCUAAUGUCACCAUAAUCGUCGAAGGCUACUUCCUAGAGACUGUUCGGGAUUGCUGUGCAGCCAACCCUGCUUUUUCGACUACAUCAAAGGAAUGGCCUGACAGGGUUGCAAGUUUUAUUGCCUACGAUGCAUAUUGUCCUGCAAUAGCAGGACGUAUAAUCUGGGAUCUGCUCCUCGAGCUGGAGCUGCUCAAGGUAAUGAAUCCUGAGGUGACUGAAACUAUCCUUAUCAAAUACUGUGAUGAAUCACCGAGCCUCCGCCGCUGGAUGGAUAGUUUACUGUGCUUUCGCUCAAUCCUGGUCCGAUACCACACUACCUUUGUGGAAGAAAUAGUAAUGGCUCUUCACACAGAAGCAUCUUUCCGCCGCUACUUUGAUAACAACCGCAAAAUAACCAGAAAUUCAGUAUCGGCCAUCUGGCAAACCGAUAAGCUCUUCGUAUUACUUAAGGACAUGAGCAAAAAGUUUAAUGAUGGAUACUUUUCCAGAACGCGUCAUAUCAUCCUUGAGAUAGAGAGGCUUCUACAGAAUAAUUUCGGGGAGAAAAAGAGGCUGUCUCCACGCAUGCUUCGUGCAAUCGGCAUCGCGGGUUUAUUUGGAAGCCUUAUAGAGGAAUUCGAUGCUAUUCAUCCUUCCGUCGGGACAAAAGCCAUUUUGUCUGAUCAUGAGGAUACUGAAGGACGACUAGAGGAAAUCAUUAAAUGGAGACUGUUUCCUUCGAUCACAUACAAAGAGCAUGCUUUGAAAUACCUCCCUGGAUGCUUUGGUGAUCCGGAUGGUUCUAGCUUCACGUUUUCAUAUGUCGAAAGGAACUUGGCUACAUUCUGGAAAAGGUACGAUCAAGCUUAUGAAGAAUUGGCGGUGUUUCAGUGCCAAAUGAAUCCACGAAGCAUAACCCCUGUCGCCGAACACGAGCCCCGAGUCGAUGAUGAACUACUUCAAGCAACUUUGAAUCAAAAUACCCCAGUUCCCGGGGGCAAUGACAACAAUACAAACCCUGACAUGAGUGGCAGCAGUAUCCGGGGAGAAAGAUGGUCUGAACAGGAUGAUGAUGAACCGUUACCCUCUACCAACUCUGGUCAGGCCAAUCAAAGCGAAAAAGAAGGCAGCAAGAGCGAUGAUCCACAUGACACAGACUUCUUGGGUACCGGGCAUACACCAGCCUUUGAAUUCACUGAACGGUCUCGUAAAAUCUUUAGAAAGAUUUUCUCUCCCUACUCCAACCCGCCUUCGAGAAUCAGAUGGAAUGACUUCCUUACAGCAAUGGCAGACGCCGGGUUUAGCGUUGUCAAACAGUGCGGCUCAGCAUGGCUGUUUAUGCCUCUCAAUCUGUCACCAGAAAAAUGGAUAAUUCUCCAUGAGCCUGCGGCUCUGCAGCAGGACAAGAAUAGCUCGGAUCUUUCUAUUGACUUUAAUGCUGCUCAACUUUACGCACGGCGGCUGACAUUUGCAUAUGAUUGGGAUCAAACAAUGUUCCAAAGUUCAGAAACCACAAGCGAGAGCUCCAAGAAGAAAAAUAAGCGAAAACCCGCAUUAAAGGAUGAUAAGGAAAUGGCAAAUGAGAGACCGGAGGAAAAAUGCAAUGGGACUGGAAGGAACUUGAAGGAUAAUACGGAGCUUGACGGGAAGAUUCCAGCGGAGCAGCAUGGAAAGGCAUUUUUAGAAAAAGGCGUCAAGGUUGAGACCAAGGAGUUGAAGAGCGAAGCAGAGGAUGAAGAAGAGCGUAUGAUUUAG